Auanema sp. JU1783 is the source of this 810-nucleotide messenger RNA. Lineage: Eukaryota; Metazoa; Nematoda; Chromadorea; Rhabditida; Rhabditidae. The record is from the annotation of a GenBank genome assembly.
AUGAAAAAUCUUCUAAUUCUGGCAAUUAUUAGCCAGCUGUGUAUUUACGUCAACACGUCAACUGAUCCUAUAUUCAAAAAUGAGGAUAAAAUUUGUGACUUUGUUGGAACACACACGGACUUAACCCCUACUUUCGUGCAACGUAGAACGAAACAAUGUAUCUGUCAGCCUGGAUUCUAUGGACAUCGAUGUGAAAAGAUCUAUAAAUGCCGAAGUGGGCGUCCGAUAAACAUAAGUUGUUAUAACCCAGAAGAGCAGUAUGCUCGUCAUGCAGUACUGAGAUGUAUCAGAGGACAAGUUGACCUCGAAGUUUGUGAGUGUUUUGUUGGCUACACUGGAUUCUUAUGUCAGAAAGCAGAAGUUAUCGCUAAUCCAGAGUACGCCGACCUUCAGACGAUGGAACAUGGCGUAGUGCACGAUGGCUCUGAAAAAAUUAAUGAGAAGGAACUCAAAGAAAGAUAUGAUUUUAUGGUCAGAGAUCUAUAUGAAUCGCGUUGCCACAGUGAUAUUCUCAAUGACCCUAUUUUCAAAUUUGUCAUCCUGCCUUCAAUAUUAUUGAUUCUUCUCUGUAUUUGCGUCAUUUGUGUGAGGAAAUUGAUCAAAAAAUGUCGAAAAUCGACAGGAAAAUACAUCUCCGUGAGUACAAUCCCCGUGCCGGAUUCUGAGUCUGCUCCCCCUCCAUAUCAACAGGUUGAACACGAUCUGGUCAAAUCAUAUUAUUCAAAGAAAGAGUCAUCAAGAACGAGUACAGAAAGCUCGGAUGAAGCAUUACCGAUGCCUCCCAGCUUAAGACCAUAUUUACAUGUAUGA